Messenger RNA from Triticum aestivum (bread wheat), 1229 nucleotides. Its product is annotated as probable esterase PIR7A. The transcript is spliced from 3 exons. Lineage: Eukaryota; Viridiplantae; Streptophyta; Magnoliopsida; Poales; Poaceae. The record is from RefSeq and is a predicted model, not a curated record. Gene Ontology annotation, biological process: jasmonic acid metabolic process; salicylic acid metabolic process. Bases 139 to 942 code for a protein of 267 amino acids. Gene Ontology annotation, molecular function: methyl jasmonate esterase activity; methyl indole-3-acetate esterase activity; methyl salicylate esterase activity.
UUGGCAUGACACGAAACCACUAUUGGCACGUGCCCGUGCCAGUGAGAUACUAGUACACGAAGCCGCAGCCACGAGCCGCACAGCGGACAGCGCCGGCAACGUAGCGGUCUCUCUCGUUCUCAUCGGAGGUGAAAUCCAAUGGAGGGGAGCGGCGGCGGAGGCGGCGAUCACUUCAUCCUCGUCCACGGCCUCGGCCACGGCGCGUGGUGCUGGUACAAGCUGGUGCCGAUGCUGCGCGCCGCGGGGCACCGCGUCACCGCGCUGGACAUGGCGGCGUCGGGCGCGCACCCGGCGCGCAUGGACGAGGUGCCGUCCUUCGAGGAGUACUCGCGGCCGCUGCUCGACGCCGUGGCUGCGGCGCCCGUCGGCGAGAGGCUGGUCCUGGUCGGGCACAGCCUCGGCGGGCUCAACAUCGCGCUCGCCAUGGAGAGGCUCCCGCGCAAGGUCGCCGCGGCCGUGUUCCUCGACGCGUGCAUGCCGUGCGUCGGCCGGCACAUGGGCGUCACCAUGGAGGAGUUCUCCAGAAGAACCACGCCGGAUUUUUUCAUGGACAGCGAGAGGAUGGUUCUGGAGACGAGUGAGGGACCUCGACCUGCACUCGUGUUCGGCCCCAAAUUAUUGGCAGCAAAACUGUACGAUCGAAGCUCAGCUGAGGACCUGACACUGGCUACGAUGCUGGUGAGGCCCGGCCGCCAGUUCGUGGACGACCCGAUGGUGAAGGACGAGACGCUGCUCACCGACGCCAACUACGGGUCGGUGAAGAAGGUGUACGUGGUGGCCAUGGAGGACGCUGUCUUCUCCGAGGAGAUGCAGCGCUGGAUGGUCGACCUGAGCCCCGGCACGGAGACCGAGGAGAUCGCCGGAGCUGAUCACAUGGCCAUGUUCUCCAAGCCCAGGGAGCUCUGCGAUGUUCUGCUCAGGAUCGCCAGCAAGCAUGCCUGAGAAUCAACGAGUACUCAAGAAUCAACUGACGGGCACAUAAUCAAUCAAUAAUCGUGACAGACAAUUCGUGUGUUGUGGUAGUGUGCAACUGUAUAUCCAGCCUUGAGGCUUGCGUGUGUCUGACCGAAUUUCAAGGGAAAAGUUCAGGCUACAACCUGUUCCGCAACUCCGCCGGCGAGUCCGGUCCGAGGUUGCGGAGCGAGGGCGAGCGUCGUAGACGAAGUAGUCGAAAACACGCGAAAGUAAAUGACACAGAGAGAUGGAGGAGACCAGCUUUUUUUAAUCAA